Molecule: messenger RNA, 3159 nt
Organism: Xyrauchen texanus (razorback sucker)
Lineage: Eukaryota; Metazoa; Chordata; Actinopteri; Cypriniformes; Catostomidae
Product: gap junction alpha-3 protein-like
Exons: 2
Coding region: 198-1265 (355 amino acids)
Biological process (GO): cell communication
Cellular component (GO): connexin complex
Source: RefSeq, a predicted model, not a curated record
CGGCACGUCAGCGGAGGACUGAUCUCCCUGUGAAGCGUCUGUGGAUAUGAUCAUUUGAAGUGCACAUUUCAUUCUCUUUGAGGGACUUUCUUUUAAAGGGCUCGUGUGAAUGAGCUGCAUGGACCCUCUCUCACGGUUCCUGUCCCGCCAUUGGAGAUGUGCUCAAUGAAAAGAGCUAGUCCAGGAAUCUGGAAACGAUGGGUGACUGGAGUUUGUUGGGUAAGCUCUUGGAAAGCGCUCAGGAACAUUCCACUGUGGUGGGCAAAGUGUGGCUGACGGUUCUCUUCAUUUUCCGGAUCCUCGUUCUGGGCACAGCGGCAGAAAAAGUGUGGAGCGACGAGCAGUCGGGCUUCAGCUGCGACACCAAACAGCCCGGCUGCCAAAAUGUCUGCUAUGACAAGACUUUCCCCAUAUCUCACAUCCGCUUCUGGGUGUUACAGAUCAUCUUUGUGUCGACUCCAACGCUCAUAUACCUGGGCCAUGUCCUGCAUUUGGUGCGCAUGGAGGAAAAACACAAAGAAAAAGAGAAGAAACUUGCCCAACCAGGAAACAAACAGACCCUCAUUGAGGAGUCCAAGUCAAGGAAGUUUCCUAUUCGAGAUGAACAAGGCCAUGUGCGCAUCCAGGGAGAUAUUUUGCGCACAUACAUCUUUAACAUAAUCUUCAAAACCUUGUUUGAGGUAGCUUUCAUUGUUGCACAAUAUUUUUUGUAUGGAUUUGAUCUGAAACCGCUCUAUACGUGUGACCGGCCACCUUGCCCCAACACUGUCAAUUGCUACAUCUCAAGACCGACCGAGAAAACCAUCUUCAUUAUCUUCAUGCUUGUGGUGGCCUGUGUGUCUCUCAUUCUUAAUCUGUUGGAAAUCUAUCACCUGGGCUUCACAAAGUGCCAUCAGAGCCUGAGGUACAGAAAUACAGCAAUGUCUCCUGGAACUUCCUCUAAAGCACCUAGUGAACCCGUGCUUCCAUUUAUCCCCAAUUGUAACUAUUUUCAUGGGCAUCAGCAACAUUACCAACCUCCCCCAGAAUACAGUCUCUCCACAGCAAGUGUAAAAGACUCUUUCCUUCCGUAUAACAACAAGAGAGCUUACAAGCAGAACAAGGAUAACUUUGCAGUGGAAAGGAAUGUCAAAGCAGAGAAAUGUGACCUGACAGUAAACAAGGCCUUGGGUGUAGUCACUGGAUCACUAGCAGAUCACCAGCCAAAGCCAAACCCCACUGCAAAACACAUCAACAAAACCAGAAUAGAUGAUCUGAAAAUCUGAUACCCGAAACAAAACCUGAACUGGAUUAUCUGAUAUCAAGUGUAUCAGAAGGACUUCAUUUAAUAAUAAUAAUAAACAUAAUACAAACUCAGAUUUUACUUUCCUUUUGAAUAUUUUUGCGGUCAGCAAUCCCAAAGUCCUUCGCACUGCAUUCAUAUUAUGGAAUGAUGCAGAUAACAUAAUUGGAAAGUUUGUAAAGGUUUUGUUACCUGAAGCCAAGCGCACAUGCUUUGCACAUUUAAAGACUCUUUAAAUGUUCUUGUUUUCUGUUGUGUAUACUAAUCACAAACUUGAUUAAUUAUAAGAUCACUCAACUCCCAAAUUUACAAUCCAAAUAUUUGUUCUCACAAAACUUUAGCACAUAGCAAUACGAGAGUUGAUUCCAACCAAAAUGACAAAGACAUUGUUUGGCUUCCAAUUCCCAAUGUUAUGUGCCCUCAUCUUGCACUUUUUCACUCUCUUGCAAUUUCAUUGCUCAUUGCUGAUCUCUCACUUGUCGGGACAGUAUGCACACCUGCCAACUAGGGGUGGAAAAAUUCAUCUAUGCAUCGCCGUGCAUCGAUACCCAAUGUGUCAGUCUCAAAUGGAUGGAUGGAUACUGCCGAGCAUGCUAAUAUUGCUUUUGUAUCUCCAUAAUAUCUCCAUAAAACUGUUUAACCAUGAAUCGAACUUAUUCAGAGCUUAUAUACAGUAUCUCACAAAAGUUAUUACACCCCUCACAUUUUUGUAAAUAUUUGAUUAUAUCUUUUCAUGUGACAACACUGAAGAAAUGACACUUUGCUACAAUGAAAAGUUGUCCAUAAGACAAAUGUCCAUUUGGACAUUUUCACUUAGGAGUGUACUCACUUUUGUUGCCAGCGGUUUAGACAUUAAUGGCUGUGUGUUGAGUUAUUUUGAGGGGACAGCAAAUUUUCAAAUGUUAUACAAGCUGUACACACAUUACUUUACAUUGUAGCAAAGUGUCAUUUCUUCAGUGUUGUCACAUGAAAAGAUAUAAUCAAAUAUUUAUAAAAAUGUGAGGGGUGUACUCACUUUUGUGAGAUACUGUAAAUAUGACUGGUGGGCAGACAUAGGCUGUGAACGAAAACACUCAUUCAUUCAUUCUCUUUAUAGUGAAUGCUACAGAAUAGGGAGUGAUUUCAGACUGUUCUGAGGGGAACUAACCAGUUGAUUACAGUCACCUGUGAUGAAAAGAUCAAACAAUUGUAUCUUUCACAGUGUGUGCCACAUACAGUCCUGCAUGAAAAUGCGAUUUAAUUCUUGUGAAUGGGCUUGACGGGCACAUGUGUCUCCUUUUAGCCACCUAAUACCUCUUUCUCUAUUCCAAAAUGAAAUGUGUAAUUGCCUUUCCAUGCUACUAAUAGACAGUUUUUCAUUCUAUGACCCUGCCGAGCCUGCUCCAUUAAAAUCCUGGAAUCGUACUGCUUUCAGAUUUCACAAUGCAUCAUGAUACAUCAUAAGGGUUAGGUAAAGAACUGUUAUCAAAUCAAAUCCUUGUCAGAGCGAAUCAUCACAUCAUCACACACACUGACUGCUCGGCCAGAUUUCAAUCAAGUGUAAGAUUUUUUUGUUGCACCUGCGAGUUGUUGCAGUAUGUUACACAUGUACGCACACAAGAGCUUCAGCAAUGGGGACACACUGGCUACAGUCCAGAGAUUUUUUGAGGCAGACCAGUAGCAGACAUUAAAACAUCAACAAGCAAUAUGCUUCUGUCUUAUAGUGUACUCUUGGUUCAUUGAAAGAUCUACAUAAAUUUUUUUACUUUUUGGGAAUGUUUCUAAUAUUUUUGGAACAGAUGUAGACUAAAUCAAUCAUUUGAAUAUAUGAACAACCAGAAUGCUCUUUGAGAUUUUGAUUAGUAGAUACAGUACAUUAAAGAAGUUUAAAGAAGAAA